AGGUCUUUCGUGAGAAUGACAGCAAGCGUAAAACAUGGGUGGGGGCACAAGUCCCUUGUCUCCCGGAUCAUCGUCGCGUUCUUUGUCUUUAGUCUUCCUUCGGCGCAAACCGUGAAGCCCAGCACGGCUACGGAAGGGACAAGGGCCAGCACGACCGCCUUUCAAAAGUACUACGCCAAGAUGGUCGAGUCCCCGUCGCACGUAUUGGAGCUUGACGACAGCAAAUUCGACGCCAUGCUGAUCAAGCCCGGUCAAAAACGCAGUUUCCCCGUGGUGAUCCUCUUCACGGCCGCCAACCCCAAAUACGGGUGCCAGGCUUGCCACAUUGUCGGGAACGAGUUCGAAGGUAUGGCCAACACCUACCUGCAAAGGAACGCCCGUCGACCCAGCGACAAUCAGUUGCCCCCCCUCAUCUUCGCGCGGGCCGACGUGGAGACAGCGCCGGCGGUUGUCCACGAGAAGUUCCAGCUGCAAACGGUGCCACACCUGUUCUUCUUUCCCGCCAACCAGGCCCUCUCCCUCCCGGCGCGCAAUUUGGACGAACUGAGCGUGACAAGUGGUGGCACGGCCAUCGCGGAAGAGUUGGAGGAUCGGAUCGGCCUGACCCUGAAGCGCGUCCCCGACGUGCGAGCGACUGUCAAGGGCGCAGUGCUCUUUGCCGUCUUAGCGGCAGUGGCCGUCUAUUUCCUGAUGGACCAAUGGUCCUGGACCAAAACGCUGCCCUUUCGACGCCCUCUCUGGUUGUGUUUCUCGUACCUGGUCUUCGCCAUUGCCACGGGCGGCAUGAUCUACUGCAUAAUCCGACGCCCCCCGCCCUUCGGGAUCACGCAGCAGAAGUGCCAGAAACAGCUCUACAACGAUUUCGUUCUCCUCCGCGAGAAGUAUGACGAGGCCAAAGCCAACAUCGCCGAGGUACUCUGGGGGUUCCUUCCCUCCACCACCUCCUCUUUCCCGUCCAUCCCUCCCAUGCAUGUCAGCCCGGAGGAGCACCAACAGUACCUUGGGUACGAAGAACAGCGACAGCAUCGACAACCUUCCCACCCUGUACCCGCGCGGCUAGUUGAAACCGAGGCCCAAGUCGGCCCAUACCGGGUCGGACGUCUUUUGGGAGAGGGACAGUUCGCCAAGGUAUUCGCUUGCACGCGCGGUGGGAAAGAAGGGAAGCACGGAGGUGCGGAGGGCCGGAGGAAAGAGUACGCGUUGAAAGUCAUCAACAAGGAGAAAAUUUCAAGUCUGACGGCGCUUCGGCGGGUGGACAGUGAAAUUAGCGCCCAGCGCACUUUGAAACACCGAGGAAUCUUGCAGGUUUUGGACGUUAUUAACGGUCGCUUCGGGCUGUACGUGGUCAUGGAGAAGGGAGGCAAAGAUCUUUUCGACUACAUUGACGAAAGGGGGGAUGCUCGCCUCCCGGUGCCUGAUUGCCAGACCCUAGCGCGUGCAGUGCUGAAUGCGAUUCACUACUGCCACGCGCGAGGAGUGUGCCACCGGGAUCUCAAGCCUGAGAACAUAUUGCUGAAAACAGCCCACGACGAAAGCGAGGGGCGAGGGGAAAUGAAGGAGCAGGGCGGCGGGAGAGGGAGCGGGCUCGCACAGAGCCCCUCCGGUGGGGAAGAGAGGUCGAGGCAGGAGCAGAGCCCCUCCGGUGGGGAAGAGAGGUCGAGGCAGGAGCAGGAACAGGGACAAGCUUCCAGCCAAGGCAGCCAGAAGGCGCCGAGCCAGGACGGGCACGCGACACACUCUCUGUUCGACGUCAAACUCUGCGACUUCGGACUCUGUUCCUCCUUUGUCCGCGGACAGUUUCUGAAGGAUUUCUGCGGCUCCCCCGGAUUUUUCGCCCCGGAAAUGAUCACUCAGUCCAUGGGCUACGACGGGCCCAAGGCGGACUUGUGGAGCGUGGGGUGCAUCCUUCUAGAACUCAGCGUGGGUCACGACAUCUUCUGCGAGGAGUGGAUGGCCGCCUACGACUAUGAGUUGCUGCAUGAUCCACCUGCCUUCGAGGCCAAGAUGAGGGAAAGCCUGCAAGGGAUCGAGAGAACGAUGCGUGAGCGACUGGACUUAGAUCCUAUAAUGAUCGACUUUGUCUUGGGGCUCUUAGUCCUGGACCCGGCGGGACGGAGAGGAAUGGAGGAGAUAGUGACGCAUCCAUGGGACACGGAGCCUUCGGGUAGCGGGCUCCAGUCCCCUGCCCGAGGUGCUGAAAAAGAAGGCGAAGCCCAGGGGCUUAGCUAG
Molecule: messenger RNA, 2229 nt
Organism: Nannochloropsis gaditana CCMP526
Product: cbl-interacting serine threonine-protein kinase 9
Exons: 6
Coding region: 16-2229 (737 amino acids)
Biological process (GO): intracellular signal transduction; protein phosphorylation
Cellular component (GO): cytoplasm
Molecular function (GO): ATP binding; protein serine/threonine kinase activity
Source: RefSeq, a predicted model, not a curated record